AAAAUUUCAAAAAAAAUUCCAUGAAAGUUCCCAAGGCUACUUUACUUUUCCAAAUUUUCAAACAGGAGAACUCCGUUUUAUAAUAAUAUGUGUGGGUAGUACGUACUCGUACAUGCACAUUUCCUAUUGUGUUUAGCUUAUGAAUUGCAAAAUAUAUUCACUGUACCUGUAUGUUUAUGUAGUUCCACAUUUAUUUAUUUAGUUAUUAAAGUAGCUUUUUAGAAUUUAAACUAUCGUGAGUGUUAUUCAUAUUAAUUGAGUAAGAAACACGGCUAAAACUCACCUGAUACUACGUCGGGGUAUGCCCUACUAGUUUCGAACCCAUACGGGGCGCUUAGUCAUGAGCUGGUUCUUGCAACGCGGCACGAUCCAAACUGCGACACAGCAGCGCGAGGGGCCGCUCGCAGCGCGCGUCGGGAGAGGGCCUGUUGGGUGGAGAGUAAAGGUUCCGUUACAUUCUCCGAGUCUUCUUGUAAGAAACCGAACUAACAAUAUCUUGUUCCAAGUUUGUUAUUUGCGACUUAGAAUGAAAUAGCGGUUUCCAAGCUGUCGGCAGCAACCAUCCAUGAUCACGAUUAAAAUUCGGGUGACAACUACUUAAUUUCUAUUGCUUCACGUAUCUUACGAGAUAGGUACUAGAAAGUUUUCCCUUGGCAAUACUGAAGCCUUAUCAAAACAGAUGAAAUCCCCGAGUCCAAUAACCGAAGCUUGAACAUGCUCGGCUACUGCUGAACCGUCUAGUGUUGGGUCUAGGUUGCUUCCUCUAGUACGUUUCACUCCGAAAACGAAACAUCUUUAGGCGAAAUUAUCUCUACAAUGUUCAUUUAUUGUAAAACAAUGAUACACAUUGAACAAUCUAUCUUUGCACAUUGAAAAACAAUCAACUUUACAAUUGAAAGUAUAAACCAAGAGCCAGCGACAAUGCUGGCUCUCCAUCUACUUCACAAAUUGUCAAACAAUGGACAUUACAAUUGAACCGUGACACAUUGUAAGGAAAUGAAUUUUACUAUUGAACUUUGUAAAACAAUGAACGUUACAGGAAUUACAUACACUAGUACCUGCUAGUACCUACAUGUUAUAAUUUAACUAAUAUGAUAAUAUUAUGCGCGUCACAGAUUAGCACUCGUGCGAGAGCAGCAGAGCGCCGCUGCCAUGGAAAACGACUGCUAUAGAGCACAAAUACAGGCAAUUCAAACAAAGUGUGAAGAACAAGCUAAAGAACUGGAAAAGGCAAAAACAGACAACGAAACCCUGGAAAAUAAAGGAAAGGAUUUGCAAGAGAAAGUGAAUGAAUACCACAAAGAAGUAGAGUCACUAAAGACUCUGCUCUUGGAAGCGGACGCACGGACAGAGAAACUGUCGCUGGAGCUUAGGGAGACGAUUGACCAGCGUGACAACCACUUACGCAAAGUUGAUCACUUGGAAGCCGAAAUCGUUAUCUUGAGCAAGAAUCUCAACGAUACCGAGAUAUAUUUAUCAAAUUAUAAAGAUGCCGCCGAAGAUAAAAACAAAAAACAAUUGGAAAUAAUUGAAGUAAAGAGCAAUGAGUUGGAACACAAAACAUCUGAGCAUCUCCAAGCUAUCAACCAAUUGGAGAAAGUAAAAAAGAAAAGUGAAAAGCUGCAGAAGCAAUUGGAAGCCGUUAAUAGGAAGAUGCAGCAGGAACGAGAAGAAAACAAGAUAAUGCGCGCGCACUGGGAAGCUGAAAUGAAGGCCAAGGAUGAGUCGCUCUCAAAAGAAAUGUCGAAGUUCUUGCAAGCGAGGACCGAAUCGGACCAUGAGAAGAGUGCGCUGCAAAAGAAGAUCGACGAGUUAGAGACAAGAAUAACCAACAUAAUAAAGGAGGCAUCGGAGAUUCCGCGGCAUGUGACCGCCGAGCUCACUCCGCAGCGCGCGCAGGUAGAGGCUCAACCGCUAAAGCGGGUCGAUUCUCUCCUCGACGGUAUGUUCCAGUACUCUAGUGAGCGCAGCGUCGAUUAUUUGGAUUCGGCGAAGGUACAACAACACUUCGCAAUGUUCCUCCACGGAGAGCCCGCGCCCGCUAACUCUCUGGCGGCUCUCAAGCGCGACAACCCAGACUCUCUGGUGGCGGGCGCUCGGACACAACGCCCGCGCACAAACUCUCCGGUGCUGAACGUGACUAAGCCGAACUCUCCGGUGAAGGAGCAUCGUUACUUCGCGAUGUUCGCCCGCGAGGAGCCCGAGCCCGCUAACUCUCAGGCGGCUUUCAAGCGUGACAACCCAGACUCUCUGGUAGCGGGGACUCGGACACAACGCCCGCGCACAUACCCGCCGGUGCCGGUGCAGAAAGAGCCCAAGCCUCCGGUGAAGGAGCAUCGUUACUUCGCGAUGUUCGCCCGCGAGGAGCCCGAGCCCGCUAACUCUCUGGCGGCUCUCAAGCGUGACCACCCAGACUCUUUGGUAGCGAGCGCUCGGACACAACACCCGCGCACAGACCCGUCGGUGCCGGUGCAGAAAGAGCCUAAGCCUGUCGCGCCAAAAGAACGACGUUUUUUCAAAACUCGCAAGACUUCGGUCAAGAAGAAUUAAAUUAAUAGACUAAUAAAUAAAAUCUUCUUAUUAAUUAAAUACAUACAUAUUAAUAAAUUAAUGAUUUUUAAGUAUUUUAAUUUUGAACGAGAUUUAAGAGAUAUUAACUCUAAAACAAACUUUAGUAAUAAUAUCAUUGCCUAUUUU
Molecule: messenger RNA, 2697 nt
Organism: Bicyclus anynana (squinting bush brown)
Lineage: Eukaryota; Metazoa; Arthropoda; Insecta; Lepidoptera; Nymphalidae
Product: GRIP and coiled-coil domain-containing protein-like
Exons: 11
Coding region: 1153-2550 (465 amino acids)
Source: RefSeq, a predicted model, not a curated record